AUGCUUAAUGAGGCAAAGGUACUUAAGCAAAAAGCAUCUGAUCAAAUUGAAAAUCAUAGACGACAGUUCAUCAUAGCCUUGACAUUUGGAUCGUCAGAUGAGAUAAGGGGGUGCCUUUGGAUGGCAACUUGUGAACCACAAUCUGCAAACCAGAAUAUCACUGCAUAUGGCAUCCUGAUUUUUGUAAGUGGUCUUGUUACACUUUGUGGUGGUUUAAUGCUCCUUCUUCUCUUUAUUUACAACUGUUCCGAUCAAGUUCUCAGUACUAGAGAGAAAAGAGAAGCAAAAUCCAGGGAAGCAGCUGCGAGAAGUGCUAGGGAAACAGCUCAGGCACGUGAAAGAUGGAAAUCCGCAAAAGAUAAUGCUCGGAAGCAUGCAAGUGGGCUGCAGGCCCAGUUAUCUAGAACGUUCUCUCGUAAAAAAUCUGUGAGGCAGGGUCAAUCUAAAGCUGGAAUGAGUGGUGCCUUGCCACCUAUGCCUAUGAGUGCAUCUCAGCCAAAAGGAAACAACCUUACAAAAAUGGUGCGUGAGCUUGCAGAUGAUCCUGAGAAUCAUGAGGGCUUCAAUCUGGAGAUUGGAGAUAAAAAUUUGAAAAAGAAUAUGCCAAAGGCUAAGCAAUUGCAAACUCGCAGCCAAAUUUUCAAGUAUGCAUAUGGUCAAAUUGAGAAGGAAAAAGCUCUGCAAGAGCAGAACAAGAAUUUGACUUUCUCUGGGGUAAUUUCCAUGGCUGCUGAUAUGGAAAUCAGGAACAGGCCUCCGAUUGAGGUUGCUUUUAAAGAUUUAACGCUCACAUUGAAAGGCAAAAAUAAGCAUCUGUUGAGAUGUGUAACAGGGAAGAUUGUGCCUGGCCAUGUUUCUGCUGUCAUGGGUCCAUCUGGGGCAGGGAAAACAACAUUUCUUUCUGCUUUGGCCGGAAAAGCAACAGGGUGCACCAAGAGUGGUUCGAUUCUUAUAAAUGGGAAGGUUGAAUCAAUACAAUCUUACAAGAAAAUUAUUGGGUUUGUUCCCCAAGAUGAUAUAGUGCAUGGAAACUUAACAGUGGAGGAGAAUCUCUGGUUCAGUGCUAGGUGCAGAUUACCAGCUGAUCUGGCAAAACCAGACAAGGUUCUAGUUGUAGAAAGAGUCAUUGAGGCCCUGGGAUUGCAGCCUGUGAGAGAUUCUCUUGUUGGAACAGUGGAAAAGCGAGGAAUCUCUGGUGGCCAGAGGAAGCGAGUAAAUGUUGGGCUGGAAAUGGUUAUGGAACCUUCUCUAUUGAUCUUAGAUGAGCCCACUUCUGGUUUGGACAGUUCUUCAUCUCAAUUACUAUUAAGAGCACUCCGCCGUGAAGCUCUUGAAGGAGUUAACAUUUGCAUGGUGGUUCACCAACCAAGGUAA
This is a messenger RNA of Ilex paraguariensis (yerba mate), 1374 nucleotides long. The record is from the annotation of a GenBank genome assembly. NCBI's taxonomy places the organism in Eukaryota, Viridiplantae, Streptophyta, Magnoliopsida, Aquifoliales, Aquifoliaceae.